GCAUAUUAUCUAAGUAAGCAUUUUCUUUUUCGAUGGUCAAUUCACUUUAGUGUUUUACAUAACAUACCGUACCCUUGGGCAAAAUUUACUGUAUCCAAAUCUUUACACCCCAAAUUAACCCAUCAUGAUGACCGAAUCCGAACAGUCCGAGAUGCAGGAGCAACAGUUCCGGGAAAUGUUUGAAAUGUUCGAUCGCGACGGUAGCGGUUCGAUUUCGACGACCGAGCUCGGUGAUCUGAUGCGCGUGCUGGGACUAAACCCAACGAUGGCCGAGCUGGAACAGAUGGUGUACGAAGUCGACUCGGACGGCAAUGGGCGCAUCGAGUGGGAAGAGUUUGUGGCACUGAUGAAGAAUAAAUCGCGCGAACCGGUCGACGAGAAGGAGCUGUACGCGGCGUUUAAAGUGUUCGAUCGCAACGGGGACGGGUUUCUGUCCGUUGACGAGCUGUCCGAUGUGAUGCAAAACUUUGGCGAGCGGUUGACGCAGCGCGAGCUCGAGGACCUACUGGCCGAGGCCGAUAUUGACGGUGAUGGGAGGAUUAACUAUGAGGAGUUUGUUUACAUGCUGAUGAAGUGAGCGGUUGAGGAAAAAAUGAACUAGCGAGUCUCCCAGGGCCAUAAUACUGGAACCGGCGCCACUGAUUGCGGCUGCAGCCGCUGCAAUUUGCUGCGAUUGCGUUGAAUUCCCGCCCAACGUGGGCGGUUCGUUGCUUUGCUGCGUGCUGUUGCCACUUUCGGUGCCCACCGCCUGACUGCCAGCGGUGGCCAAAGUCGUCGGCGGUUGCUGCUGCAGCUGCGGGCAAGCCCGCUUGUAAGCUUCCACCAGCUGUUGCUGCUCGAUCUUGCGCACAUUCUUCAUCUCCAAUAUCUUGUGAAACUCUACCACGCUGCUCUCCGGCAUCAGCUUCAGGUACUGCUCGAUGUAGAGCGACGCCGGAUGGACGGGCUGCAUCACGACCUUAAUUAUCAUUUCCGCCUUUGCCAUGCCCUUGACGACAACCUUCGUGUAGCUGGCGGGUGGUUUCCGCUGCACCUGCGACCCGAUGGAGGGCAGAUCCAUCAGCACCGUUUUCAGGCUGUGCGUGUCCAGCAGGAGCUGCUCGCAGCCGAGAAUAUUCCCACCGGAUGCUGCCCCACUGUUGGCGCCGCCCUCGGAAAGGCUCGAGCUGGACGCACUGGCGACCAGCGCUGCCGUGCCCGACGCGGACGACGAGCCGGACGAGGUCGGCCGCAGCCGGUACAGUGUGUUGAUGUACUUGGGAAUGAAGGAG
This is a messenger RNA of Anopheles merus, 1271 nucleotides long. RefSeq names its product calmodulin-beta-like. NCBI's taxonomy places the organism in Eukaryota, Metazoa, Arthropoda, Insecta, Diptera, Culicidae. The coding region runs from base 125 to 577 and encodes 150 amino acids. The transcript is spliced from 2 exons. Gene Ontology annotation, cellular component: myosin II complex. The record is from RefSeq and is a predicted model, not a curated record. Gene Ontology annotation, molecular function: calcium ion binding.